AUGAGGUUCUGGGCACUUACAGUUUUAUCUUUAUUGUUGUCUCUAUUACUAGGAGUCUCAUCGGAUACUCCACAAUGCGGAUCGCUAGCUGGGAAUGCCACAAGCGAAAACGACCUGUGCUGUAGCAGUGCUGGUUACUGCGGUUCAACAGAUGCUUACUGUUGUGCAGGCUGUCAAAGCCAAUGCCGUAACUGCAUCAUCACAGAAUCGAUGUUCGAAGAGAUGCUACCGAAUAGAAACGAUGACCGCUGUCCUGGAAAGGGAUUCUAUACGUAUGUCGCUUUUAUUAAUGCCAGUAAAGCCUACCCUGAAUUUGGCAUGACUGGCGAUGAUAACACUAGAAAGAGAGAGCUUGCUGCUUUCUUCGGCCAAACCUCUCAAGAAACUAGUGGACGGUGGAUAAUUGGAGAGGAUAUUGCUCCAUUUACAUGGGGAUAUUGCUUUUGUGAUCCAAAUACAAAUUCUGUUUAUCCAUGUGUAGCCGACAAGCAUUAUUAUGGCCGAGGUCCUCUCCAACUUAGGUGGUGA
Molecule: messenger RNA, 528 nt
Organism: Populus nigra (black poplar)
Lineage: Eukaryota; Viridiplantae; Streptophyta; Magnoliopsida; Malpighiales; Salicaceae
Product: endochitinase WIN8-like
Exons: 3
Coding region: 1-528 (175 amino acids)
Biological process (GO): cell wall macromolecule catabolic process; chitin catabolic process; defense response to fungus
Molecular function (GO): chitinase activity; chitin binding
Source: RefSeq, a predicted model, not a curated record